Acanthoscelides obtectus is the source of this 2252-nucleotide messenger RNA. NCBI's taxonomy places the organism in Eukaryota, Metazoa, Arthropoda, Insecta, Coleoptera, Chrysomelidae. The record is from the annotation of a GenBank genome assembly.
AUGAGAAUGGGCGCCGCGACGCACCAGUAUGCAGAGUACGGGGGCGCCGAGCCCAUGUCCAGGACCUAUCAGUACAGAAAGGUCAUGAAACCGAUGCUGGAGAGGAAGAGGAGAGCUAGGAUUAACAGAUGUUUAGACGAGCUCAAAGAACUAAUGGUAUCGGCUUUGCAAAAUGAUGGUGAAAACGUCUCCAAACUCGAAAAGGCCGAUAUUUUAGAAUUGACUGUACGUCACCUUCACACUUUAAAGCAACAACAUCAACUCGUACUACCACAGGAAACCAGCUAUGCAGAUCGUUUUAGAGCCGGAUUCAACCAAUGCGCUCAGGAGGUCACCCAUUUCAUAACUGAGCCAUCUCAACGGGUAGACGCCACGGCCGGAAAGAAGUUAAUGCAGCACCUGGGAGCCUGUGUUAAAGAGCUGGACUUUCUUUCCAGGCGUAUUCAGGAACAGUAUCCCACCAAUUCCACCAAAAAUCCUACAAACGAAGAAAAGUCUGAGCCACCAAUGUGGCGGCCAUGGUGAAAGUGAAUGCAGCAAUCUAACAAUAGUAGAUUUAAUAACUCGCCUCCCUCGAAAUACGAAUAUUUGGGGUAUCUAAUCCCUUCCAUCUUAGGUGCUAAUUAGUUUUCCGCAAACCUGGGCUUGGAGCUUACAGCUUUGUGAUUAGGUAAUAAUGGUGACCUUCAUUAGUAACUGUAUCCAAACAUUGUACCUAGCUGUUUUCUAGCAUACUAAUACCGGGUACAAACGUGUUGAAUCAACGCACGUCGAUAGUGUGUGUGUCCUAUUCGGUUUUCAGCAACGUAAAGCUAAACGUGGGUUCUUUUGCAGCCCGUCAAUUUAACCGGAUGUUGAAAUUAAAAAAAAAAAAGGUUAAUUCUUAACAUACAUGAAGGCUCUGAAGUUUUACUGCUACUCAAUUCUGGUAUAGUAGAUAUGCUAUCAUCACAAUUUUUUGAUUUCCACUUGCACAUUGUAACUUUUAAAUUAUGAUGUAUGUGCACUGUUUUUGGACCGCGUUAAAGUUUUAAAAAAGUUGAAUGCGCAAAUCUAUAAAAUUAAUUGCUUCAUUACCAAAAAAUACAAUCUGUUAAAAAGGAACACUAAAAAAACAAACAAACUAAUAAAUACGUUUUAACAAAAUUUAUUAACGCUAUUACUAUGUUAUCAUACCAUUAUAUAUAUAUAUUUCUGGUCCAAUUUGCUACCAUUUGUGCAAAGAACAUCUAGCUGUCGUUUCGCAGAAAAUUUAUUUCUUCGAGCCUUAGGCAGGAAAAUUGCAAUUCCUUUGUUUUGCUAGCGGUCCGCUGAAAGAUGAAUAUUUCGCUGAUCCCCAUCUUUUUACCAUUUUUUAUACUUGUUUACAAAUGUCAAUAUAGUUGUUUGCAUUCAUAAUGCUUUCGAUGAAGAUUAGCUUUCCAACAUCAUUCCAGCCUCUAACUGAAGCGUUCGCGCGACCAUGUUUCACUGUUGGCAUAAUGAAUGCGCCGUAACUUGCAAACUCAUAAUAGUCUAAUCACAUUGGACAAAAAUACCCUUGGUUUACUAAAUAAUUGCAAAGUGUGGUUUUAUUGAUGCAAGUUGUUCAAGGGGGUAUUAAAAUGGGUACACCAAUUUUUGUGGGAAAACUUUUUCUUCGACAACAAGGAAUGAGUGUUUUUUGGGAUUCAAUCUAAAGUGAUGGCAGGAACGGAACAACUCUUUAAAUAAGAUUUUUAGGUGUUUAUGGAAUCCACAGAAUGAGAUCACACGUAAAAAGGUCCGACUAAUAGUAAUAAAGCUUUGGCUGAAAACCGAGCCAAGAUGCAGGUUUUAACACUUGUUGGAAAUGCGACGAUAAUUUCACCCAUAUACUUGAAGUUCUUCAACUUCUUAGGCAUCAUUCUAAAUAACGACAACCAAAUUAGAGUCGAUUGGUGAAGUAGUUUUUGAGAAUUGCUAAUUGCUUAUCCCCUUCGUUUUUCGCAUAAAAAUAACAUUUAUAUUUCGGAAUGGUUUGUGACUCGGCAAGUAUUUCGACUAUAAAAUGCCCUUUGGACGAACUCUGUAUAUUGCUCAGUAAACUAGUAGUGAUGUACAGAAAACAGGUGUUUUGGAAUAAACAAGUAGAAAUUCUCAAAAACUACCUACCUCCAAUUUUGUGGUGGUUAUUUGUAAAUAUGAAGCCUACAGAUAACCUGCAUCUUGCCUCGGUUUUUUGCCAUAACUUUUUUACUAUUAGUCGGAUCUUUUUAGGUGUAGUCUCGUUC